UUGUAAUAUGCUUCCAAAUCGAAAAUGGCGUCUGCGUCAAAGUAAUGAAAAUAAGAUAGGUUUUUUUCGCCUUCAGGGCUUAGGUGCUUAGAUUACUGAUUAGUAUUAUAAUCGUGUGGAAUUUUUCAGGCUGUUGGAAGUAUGAUUGUUCAAGAACCUGUUCAAGCCACUAUUUGGCACUGUUUAAAUCAUUACGCUUAUCCUGAUGCCAUAUUUCUAGCAGAACGUCUGUAUGCUGAAGUUGAAUCAGAAGAGUCUAUGUUUUUGCUGGCUACGUGCUAUUAUCGUUCAGGGAAAACAUGGCAAGCCUACGCAAUCCUUCAUGAUAAGAAACUCUCUUCGCCUCAGUGCAGAUAUCUUCUAGCCAAAUGUUGUCUGGACCUUCAGAAAAUCUCUGAAGCAGAAACUAUUAUCACCGGGGGAGACUUCAUUAGAAUGCGCACAGUAGAAGAAAUUGUAUCAGAUUUCGGCGAGCAAGCGUGCUUUGUACUACUAAUAUAUGCUCGUAUAUGCGCACAGACAGAGCGCUCGAAGAGAGCCUCUGAAGCGUAUCGCAAAGCGCUCAAGCUGAAUCCCUUUCUGUGGUCUGCUUUUGAAGAACUUUGCAACCGCGGCGAGAAGCCGGACCCCGUUCGAACUUUUGAAGUUUCAAAUUUGGAUAAUUUUUCGAUGUGUUAUGGUGUGAAUCCUGUGUUGAGUUUUGUAAAUAGCUGUGGAUAUUUGAGUGGCUGUCCUAAUAUGAGCAACACUAGCAGUCCAGCCAAUAAUACUGACCCUAUCAAUAGCACACCUAUCCAGGUGUUGAACUGUUUCAAUUCGACAUUGGGCAACGCACGGUCGUUUGUGCUGGACGAGAGCCCACUUGCAGUUGCCCUCAACAGCACCCACUCAGCUCUACCAACCUUCACCUCUGCCCGCGGGAAGAACGGGAAGUUCAGGAACCUGUUCAGUGGCGUAAAUACUCCUAGUUUUGGUUUCCUCCCACUGGACAACACCGGUUCGGACGACUCUCUGCAAAAGGCACUAGCAGUUCUCUCCCCGAGCGUUCCUCCGUCGACUCUCAUGGAAGCCAACGACCAGAAGAGCCUGGCUAAGAGAGUCAGCAGUCUCCGGGCCCAUGUUGGGCAGCUGAUCAGCCGCAAGGAGACGCCGCUGCAGCUGAGCAAGCCGGUGUUCAGCCAGUCGGGCAACACCGGCAACUCCAACAUCCCGUCGUCGCCCAGCCAGCCUGUGGCCACGCCGCCACUGCAGCCCAGCCAGAAUGUGCGCAGGAGCUCGCGGCUGUUCAGCAACAGCUACUCCGUCAAGGAAAACAACAAAAGCCCAAAUAGAAACAAAUUUGUUACACCAAAGUCACCUUCUCGUAAGACCAAGUCACGGAUGUCGAAAACAAAUUUGAACAAAACAAGUUUCAGUGACUUGAACGAAAGGAAUCGCAGUGAGAAGGAAAAGUCUGAAACCAUAACUUCAUCAGAGAGCAGACUCAUUACCAACACUUCCAUGCAAAAUGUGGCACAGAAGGCACUUUUGCUACAAAAACAGUCUGCUGAGGGCCUGAUGCAGCUGCUACGUGAGAUGGGCACGGCCUACCUGCACCUGUCGCAGUUCAACUGCCACAAGGCCAUCGAGUGCCUCGACAACCUGCCGCCGCAGCAGCGCAACACUGGCUGGGUCCUGUGCAUGCUGGGCAAGGCCCACUACGAGCUCGCUCAGUUCAAGGAGUCCGCCAGCUGCUUCAGGGAGGUGCGGGAGCGGGAGCGGUACCGCUGCCAGCUCAUGGAGCUGUACAGCACGGCUCUGUGGCAGCUGCAGCACGAGGUGGCUCUCUCCGCGCUGGCCCAAGAGCUGGUGGACCAGGACCGCAGCUGCGCCGCCGCCUGGUGCGCCGCCGGCAACUGCUUCAGCCUGCAGAAGGAGCACGACAGCGCCAUCAAGUUCUUCCAGAGGGCCGUUCAGGUUGACCCUUUGUUCGUUUAUGCAUACACACUGCUAGGACAUGAGUUUGUGACCACUGAAGAACUGGACAAAGCCAUGAGCUGUUUCAGAAGUGCAAUUAGAAUUGAUUCGAGGCACUACAAUGCAAUAUAUGGCAUUGGAACAAUAUAUUCUAAGCAGGAACGAUACAAGCUGGCUGAAGUAUAUUUCAGAAAAGCUCUGGCCAUCAACAGCCAGAGUUCAGUACUUCUGUGUCAUGUUGGUGUGGUGCAGCACGCACUGCAGAAGACGGACGCAGCGCUCCAGACACUGAACUUGGCCAUCAGCAAGGACCCGGCGAACCCCCUGUGCAAGUUCCACCGGGCGUCCAUCUAUUUUGCGGUCGGCCGCCACGUGGACGCGCUCAAGGAGCUGGAGGAGCUCAAAGAAAUGGUGCCUCGCGAGUCUCUGGUCUACUACUUGACCGGCAGGGUUCAUAAAAAGUUAGGUAAUACUCAUUUGGCAUUGAUGCACUUUAGUUGGGCUACGGAUCUUGAUCCAAAAGGUGCAAACAGCCAGAUCAAAGAAGGAAUUGAUCCCGCACUGACGAGGUCGCAAGUCGAAGAUGACUCUUCUACACCAGCAGGAGAAGACUUUCCAAGUGAAGGCAGCUUGGCAGUGGCGACUCCUACACUGCAGCGGUUUGUCCCAGCGAGCUACAGGACGCCAGAAAGCGACGACAGCAUAUAACACACUUUACUAGCUUGGACAUCUGUGUAAUCAGAAGAUGCUAUCUGCUAUCCCACGCAUUACAGUUGGUGCCACCGGACUGUGAGAUGCCCUAUGAUCGUUUCCAUGUUUGUGUUUUGUUGGGUCUUCAUCCUAUACUGCAGCACCGGCACACCACAUGAUGGAGCUAUACGAGAGCGAGCAUUCCUAGUUUCAGUUUCCAGUUUUGAGUUCAGUUGAAAUAACAUCACCCGAAGGAGUAUGAAUAGAUACAACACAGUACUUGCACUACAAAUCGAACAAUCAACGGUGUUGCAAUAUCUGGAGUAGAACAUCUCAAAUUCCCUUAAAUGAUUUUUAAAAAUCAUCCAUUUUGUUUUUUUUUUUAAUGAUUCUUUUAUAUAAUAGUGUACAUAAUUUUAUUUUCUGCUGUAAUAAAUGAUUUGUAUUUAUUGACACCUGUAAUGUUGUAAAAUUUUGAAAAAAAUUGUUUUAUGAGAAAUUUUGUUGUCGAGUGAUAUUUUGAUUCGGGUAACAAUUUUUUUUCUGUGGAAUUUAGUUUCCAUGGUUGUAAUUCUUUGUUUAUUUACUGUUUUGGAGUUAAAAAAAUUAUUAAAUUUUGAUUCAAUCACCUGCAUUGUGUAAAAAUUGUUGCAUAUUCCCUACAUUUUUGAAAACAUCAAAUAACCAAAUGACUCCCUAUGCAGUAAAAUAAAUGGUGUUUGAAAAGCUUUAUCUAUAUAUUGAGUUACACAUAUAGGUGCCAAUCAUAUGUCUGCUAGCUUUUUUUUAAUAAAAACUGGCAAUGCCAAUGCUCUAAGUAGCAAGUGUACAGUAAAUCCCCAUUACGAUCCCUUACGGUUCUUGGGAAUAGGAGGUCCUAAUAAACAUUUUGGAUCAUAAUUCUAGAAAACUUUUAUUUGGGUGAAAAUUUUAUACAUUUGUAGCAACCAAGAUAUUACGUUAUCUGAACACUGCAGAAUAAUAUACACACACACACACACACAUAUAUAAAAUGUAUUCUAAGAAAUAGUACAGUGUUUUAAUGUGGUACCCUUCAAUUCCAUUUAAUGUACAGUAACACAGUAAGUCAUUUAACUGGUUAUGUUCUCAAAAAAUGUCGGAUUAAGCAUGGUCUAUUAAUUUGCAUCUUCUUUUAAAGAUCAGUUUCAAAAUUCCAAGUUAAGUUUUUGAUCUUCCAAAAAGUCAACAUUUUGCAGUAUAUCUCAGAAGUGGUAGGCAUGUUUGAACAAAUGGUACUGUGCAUUAAAUUUUCAGGUUUUCUUACUGUUUCGUGCCAGAAAUUUUUUUAAGUGCAGGUUUUCUCCAGCAUCAGCUUGUAGUAUUUUAUUUUACUGCAUGCUUUGUGUUUCAUGUUUCCAUGCAGUUUGCAGCAGUGAUUUUAAUUUAUUAAAUCAUACUUUCUGACAAACUUAAUGCAAGACCAUCUCUGUUAUUCUUGCAAUUGCUGUAUCACAUGGUUGGUUUAUCUCUUCUUAUUUGACAAGUGCAAAAUAUCACCUCCUUUAAGAACAAACAUACACACAUGCUGCAGUUAAAUGCACAAACAUUAGAGAACCUUUCACUUCCAAGUUCUGUCACUUCUUUAUAUGUCAACUGGUUGGCUAUAAUUUGGGUUAGGUGCAUCAGGUUUGGGCAGAUAAAGUGAAUCUACAGUGUUUGAAGGCUACCGGCUAGACUUAUAUGAAUAUACCGUGUUUAUGUUAACCAUUACAGGUGUAAACAAACACCAGCAUUUGUUCUGUUAGCCUUACUUAUAAGUGAUGAAAUGAUAAUUUUGAAAAACAUCCUACUUGAUAAAUUAAUUGUUGGUGAACUAAUUCUUAUUUGAUGAAGAAACAAUUUGUGUGGCUGUACUAAAUACUGUGGUCAAUCUUGCCACAUAUAGAACAGGAUUUACUGCUUUACUAACUGAAUUUUAGGGAAACACGGAUUACUUGAAGCAUUACCCCAAUGUUGGCAAGUAAGUAAUACUUAUUUCAGCAACUAUGAAUUUAAAAUGGUACUUAAGGGCUCUGCCUACCUGGGAACUCUUAGCGGUGUGCAGAGUUUCAGAAAAAAACACGCAGGUUUAAAACUGCUCAUGAUAUCCGAGUGGGGUCUAUUUACGAAAGGCGUUCAAGAAUACACUGAGAGUAGAUAAGUUGUUCUGUUUCAGGAUUUUGUUUUCAAACUACAUUUUUUAUGAAAGUGAAAAUGGUGAAAACUUGUGUUUUUAGAAUAAUAUUUAGGCAUUGAAACACCCAAUACAGAUUCUUGAAAGCACUUGAGGAACUUGCUUAACAUCUUUAUCUUCAUUUCUCUGCCAUAUGAUGUUAAAAUAACACCUCUGAUUUCAUAGUUGCCCUGUGCAUGACGAGAAAACUGUACGCCAGUUCAGAGCCUUACGAUACCGCGCUAGAAGUACCAGUGAGCGUUGCGCUUAUCAUCCCGCCUUGUACACCCCUGACUAGGCGGGCCCUUUAAUUACGCGUAAAGCAAAAUAAUUUUAGCAUCCGUAGUAAACAUAAGGCUAGAAAUUACAAUGUCCAUUAAAACAAGUGUCUUUUAGUGUCAGUUUAAGGACGACCUCUUAUGUAUACGAAUUUUGUUGCAUUGCAUAGAUAUUUUAAUAAUAUGGAUGUGAUGAAUCCUUAAACGUUUUAAAAGUUAAAAUACAGUAAAACCUUUUUGUUACAACCCCAUUUUUUGCGACCACCUCUCUAUUACAACCAAAUUUCAAGGAACCGUUAAAAAAAUUGCUGAAAAUCCGAAGAAAAUCAGACAGAAAAUAAGUUUCUUGUGGUGAGUAGCGUGUUAUUGCAUUUCUCUUGCCCAGUGCUGUACUGCCGUAGGCAGUGCAUAAUCUAAAAAUAGAUACCACUUCCUGUCGACCGCUGUCAGCGCUUAACAACCCCCAUUCCACGUCCUUUUGCCGGAAGGGUGCAGAUAAAGGUUUUUGUGGCAACGUGUUUACGUUUAGCUUUUUGCGAGUGUCUAGUGUGGUACGCAGUUAAGGCAAAGCUACCUGCUGGAUUUCUCUUGAUUUUGAUUACUAUUGGUUGACAAUGUUUGCUUAGUUUUUGAAGUCCUAUUUGGUAUAUAUUUCUGGCUUGAAUUUGUGAACUAUUGUUGAUGACAUUCAGGUUUCUUUUCUUUUUUUUUCCGAUUUUGUGUAUUAUGACUUAAUAAAUAAAAUACCAUUAAAUAUUAAUUACUAUUAAUAUCUUCAACGCAGGAAAAACCCUCCAGCCGCAGCGUGUGAACAUGGUAGUCGGCUGCUCGCUCGCCCUUGCUCACCCUCUCCCCGUACCGUGCGCUGCGGCCGAUCUCGGAUGUUGCUUGUACAUGUUAACAAUCACGUUAUCUGCUUCAUUUUAACGAGGAGAGUAAAUAUAUAUUAAAACUGUCAGAAAAUUGAUAAAAGCUUUGUGUGUCCGCAAAACAGGGCACAACACUGGCCCGCCAGUUGUUUUCAUUCAAAACGUGGCUAAAAAACUUGCAUGGAUCAGGCUGAAAACAUCCGGCAAUACGUGUAGGUUAUAAGGAAUGAAUUGGUUAUGAAUUGAGAUGUUAUGUUUUUCGAGUAGAUAUACACAGCGACCGACUGGAUGCAGGCCCGCCUCGACUUGUUUUAACUGCGCAGCGAUGUUUAUUUUGACAGCUGAAGCAAUUAUCUUUUUUCCGUGGGUUGAUAGAAAAAGGUUGCUUCACCCAGCAUAAAAAAAAAACCUACGCCACUUAUUCCCCAAGCAGGAAACACACUGGCUGCCAUCUGUCUCCCCCGCAUUUAUCUUUCUUCUAACAUUCCACGUCUCGCCUCUCGCGCGAGCAUUAAGGAAGCAACCACGCAUUGGGCCGUUUUAUGCUUUGUUUGGUGACAGUAGCUUGAUUUUAUUCGGUAUAUUCCUUUUCAUAGGACUCUUGCUAUUAAAAUACAUUUAUAUUUAAGUUUGAAAGCUUGUAAAUUCCUUGCCAGAGAUGACUGAACUUGAACUUGGUGUGAAAAGUGCCAUAUUUUGACAUACUUUUUUUUGGGCAUGUUUGGUGCGGAGGGAGGGGUCUGAAAAUAUUUACAACGAUCUUACCCCUCCCUCACCGUAUUAGUACCCCAUUCAUAAUAGCCAAAUUUUACGGGAGAAGGGAGGGUGAAAAAUGUAUUUUCUCACUGAAGGUUUUUCAAAGGGGAGUGAAGUUGGUGUGUUAUAAGGGAGGACACUAGAUGGUUUGUGUGUCUGGGAGGGAUGAGCUAGCCUUGAAGAAUGUUACAGAGGGGAGGGCGUCAUGAAGCCACUGCCGCCAACCAGCCAGGCGAGCUUUGUGUGCACCCACUCACAUUGCAGAACCUACCGCUGCCAUAUUUUUAAAGGAAAUGUCCCAUUAUUUUUUUGUUAUUCCUACAUGAACAUUAUUGUAAGUAUUAAAGCUGACAAAAAAUACGCUGUGUGUUAAAAUUAACAGAUUUUAAUAAUCUUUCAUUUGUUUUUUUUUUUUUUUUAAUUUUUUUUUCCUGAUUUUCACAUUUUGGUCAAAAUGUCCAAUUUUUUGACGGUUCCCAAGAAUGUAUUGGUAAAAUCACUGCUUCGUUAAAUCCGGGGUUCGUGACAUCGGGGUUCUAGUGUAUUUAACUACGGCAAGCAGAAAACGUACAUGUAAACUAACCAGUAAAAAUAAACUGUCUUUUGACAUAUUUUCUUUAGAGGUGGCCUGUAGGGCGACGGACUUGUCAUGAAGGUUGAAGUGGGUUUAAAGCAAAGCCGUCUAGCAUUGUGAGUGACAGCAUCCUGCCAUUGUACGGCUGGUUUCUUAGCGAGUAGUGGUUUGGGGGAAGGGGGGGGGGGGGGGGGUU
Molecule: messenger RNA, 7492 nt
Organism: Bacillus rossius redtenbacheri
Lineage: Eukaryota; Metazoa; Arthropoda; Insecta; Phasmatodea; Bacillidae
Gene: Cdc27
Product: cell division cycle protein 27 homolog
Exons: 16
Coding region: 142-2664 (840 amino acids)
Biological process (GO): cell division; anaphase-promoting complex-dependent catabolic process; metaphase/anaphase transition of mitotic cell cycle
Cellular component (GO): cytoplasm; anaphase-promoting complex
Molecular function (GO): protein binding
Source: RefSeq, a predicted model, not a curated record